AUCUGGUAGGGCUGGCUGGCUGGCUGCAUGGCAUAACUCAUCUAAUCAGCUGUCAUCCCAAAUCCUCACUUUCCGUGAAAUCGUAGUCAGAAUCAUCCCGCAUUGCAUGGUGUCUUUGUCAUAUUUUGUUUUGUUUUGUUUUUGUUUUUUGUGUAUCUACACCUCAGUCCCUUCAUCACAUGUAAAGCAGCGCGGGUGGAAAGAACAGCGCAAAUGAGCGAAACCAACCCCGCGAACGAAGGGAGCCUGAAGGGCAAAUCACACACCGGUCUUCGGGUUGUUUGUGUCGCAGACCUUUCGCGAUUCACGAAAAGAGGAGAAGCAGAAGUGCCUACGGAGUUGCAUUCUUGCGUUAUUGCAGCACAACUGUGCAACACUCACAGUACAGUGUCGGAAGCAGGGCAAAAGGAAUGGGAGAGCGGGGCGGAUGCAUUGCUGAUCUGGUCGAGAAUAUCGGAUCUUCAUUGCUUUCCUUUCCUUUUUCCCCCCCUCCUAUUCUCUUUUUUUGCUUUUCUCGUGUUCUUGGGCGGAGGGAAUUAUACCGAGAUGAAUGGGGGGGCUGUCAGUGUCGAUGGAGGGGUUACGAGUAGGCGUCGCGGGUGUCGACGAGAGUUUCUCCGUGAGGCGUGUGGGCGGGCGUCCGUACAGUACGUGCGUGUUGUGCACAGGCAAGACGGGGGGGAAGGGAGAGACAUUCCGGUAGAACCCCACGCACUAUUGGGCCGGGGAGGAGCACCACAUUGGACUGCGCGGGUCGGAUUUUCCACGAGAAAUUCUAGACAUUUGUUCAUUCUGGUCUAGACGGAAUGAUGUGCGACAAGGAGCGAGAUAGUCAUCCAAUACGCCAGAAAUUGCUAAAAUACCAAAUUGCCAAAAGGAAUCAUGUGAAGGAAUCAUGACAUUAUGAUUAGGAAGAAAAGAAGUUCUGUUCUUCCAUCAUCACUACUGACUGACACAGUCUUUCGUAAUGCAAGGCAAGCACAUGUCUCUGGACCCUUAUUAUUCGAUGAUGGUUAUGUAUUUGUAUUAACUGCGUGUGGUGGGAGAAUCUACCAUCUAGAGCCGGCCCUACGGACGCGCCGCUUUUUGACAGGU
Molecule: messenger RNA, 1095 nt
Organism: Aaosphaeria arxii CBS 175.79
Lineage: Eukaryota; Fungi; Ascomycota; Dothideomycetes; Pleosporales
Exons: 3
Coding region: 214-801 (195 amino acids)
Source: RefSeq, a predicted model, not a curated record